AUGAUCGCAAACGGGCCGCAAUACAGCCUCCUGGGCCGACCCGGCCUGGGAGACCGGUUCGGGCUGCACACAAUAUUAGCCUUCUUCUCCAACAGGGUACUGCGCGGUGGACCAAAGAUCCUGCUCAACCUGGCCACAUGCCUGGUCGCUCUCAUUAUCAUCACAAAAUUAUUACCAAGUCGGAUGACUGACAUUGCAUUCGGCCCAACAUAUGGGAGUAUAUGGCACGAUGACUCUAAGACCGGAAAGGGGCCAAGCGAGAAACAAGAUGUUGGUGGUGGUCUAAGAAUUGUGGUGUUUGGCGAGAGCGACAUUGCAACUCCAAGCUUGACAGGCAGUGAAAUGGACGGCGAGUUGCUAACUUGGACAGAGUCCCUGUGUGCAGAGUUGGGUUGCUCAAAGCAUCUAUCAUUUGUUCCCCGCGCCGAUCCACUAGAGUCCCCGAUGACAUCCAACUCGUUCUACGCGGCUGCAGUCGAGCGAGUACUCAACGAGACUGCCGAUAGCACAAUGCCAGCGCUCGACUAUACAUUCGUGCCGGAUCUGUUUCCUAUCAAAUGGGACAUCCCCGAUUUGGCAAUGCAAGUCUCAAACUUUCUGAGUAUGGAGAAACCAGAAAAACCACCCACGGAGACAAUAUGGGUGUUCUCUUUUGGGCCUUGGGAUAUAUGGUCCCUUGCGACCUUACCGAUUUCUGUAGGCAAGUCAAUCACGGACACGAUCACCACCGACAUAUUCACCCAUGUCGAGAGACUCUAUACGGCAUCAAGAGAUGAAAACUCGAUUGCAUACUCCAAUUACUUUGACGAGACUGUAGUGGCAGCCUUAGCCAAUGGAACAUCUGUAAACAACACAGAUGCUACCAUCCAAAACAGGGCGGAGUAUCCUAAUGUCAGACCUACUGUCGAGCCGUUCCGAAUCAUUAUUCCCAAGGUCUUCGAUCCUUCUGCCCUUCCCGGCUGGUGGGACUCGCGUCCGCCUAUUGCUUCGAUCCACUCAAAGGCAGAGCAGAUGAAACAUGCUGCUGAGCUGACCGAGUACUGGAACAACAAUCUUCAUAAUGGCUUGGCACAGUGGAUUUUAACGGCAACACAGAAUAUGGAGAAGGAGAAGGCGGAGGGUGAGAAAACCAAUGGAAAUUCACAGAAGUCUGGCUCCGAGAAGGAGCCUAUCGAAGAGAAACGGCGGCGAGCAGCGACAAUAUCAGCCCCGAAAAGCGAAGCGUCAGCAGCUGCACUGGCGAAGUCUCGGGAUGCGCUCCGAGAUGGCAUUGCGUACGACAUGCCCGACUAUGUCCUUGCUGUUAUGGCAGACAGACAGAUGCGCAAUUCCGACCUCAAAGACUCGAACGGCAUGGGGGAGUCACCAGUCGAGGACAGCUUCCUCGAGGUGUGGACGCCCUGCAUUCAGCCAGCGCAUCCCGUACCCAUCCACAGAGUAAAUCCUUCAGACAUCACUAUUAAUGUCAAGCACGACAAGCCGAAAAUGGACAAGCCUAAAUCAAAGGACGAGUCAAAGAAGGAAGAAGUUGACAAGAAGCCUAAGGAGAAGUCUGAUGACAAGAACAAAAGCAAGGGGUCAGAUAAAAAAGAGGAUUUACCUGGUGAGAAGAAGGAUGAAGGCAGACAGGAAGCAUCAUCUGGCCACAAGCAACGCAGAGACUCAGUGCCGAUAGGAGGCGACGAAGUCGAGACAACAGAGAACAAAGAACUGCAGAGCCAAUCUGCCGUAGGACGAGUCUGUCCCGAGCCGAACGACCAUCUCUUCUACACAUCCUUUGCGCUGUCGCAACGCGCCAUCCAAUAUAUUGCCAAGGAGGUCGCGGAUAUGGUCCGGUACAACGAGACGGUCAGGAGACAGUGGUCUCGGGAAGAUGCUCGGGCUAAUAAUGACGGAAACGAGCAUCACUAA
Molecule: messenger RNA, 1911 nt
Organism: Phaeoacremonium minimum UCRPA7
Lineage: Eukaryota; Fungi; Ascomycota; Sordariomycetes; Togniniales; Togniniaceae
Exons: 2
Coding region: 1-1911 (636 amino acids)
Source: RefSeq, a predicted model, not a curated record